AUGUCUUAUGCCGAAGUAGCCGCCAAGGGCCCGGAACAAUCCGCAGAAGAGGUACGUAGCAUCUCUCUCCAUACCUUCUUUGUCGCCAAUAACCUUGCACUUGUUGGUAUCUGGACUAACUCUUCAGCUAGGCGCGGGGUUUAUAAGGAUGAAUCCGAGAGCACCGCCUCGCUAGUCGAUGUAGAUUCGCAACAUGUCACCGUCGUGGAUUCGAAUUUUUUGGAUCAAGACAUCAAGACCACCACUCAAGCCGAGCGGGUAGAGCGGGAAGAGUCUGAGGAAAACAAGAAAGCGAAAGAAGAACGAAAAGCUAAGGCCAAGGCCAAGGCUAAGGCUUCUGGAAUAUGUCGCAACUCGGAUAAUCCGGUCUAUAUCGGCAAUGCUGUGCUUUUGAGCUUGGUGGGCGCAGGACUAGGGUUCGGUGCAUACCGGAAACAUGUCGAAGGCAAACUCUCCUGGGAGCUGAUUGGGCUUUGGUCUGGCGCUGUUGGAGCAUUUGGUGCGGUUGAUUAUUUCGUCAGCAACCUCUACUGUGUCUACGGUAACGGGAUUGUGUAUACUGCACAGAACUCUCUUUUCAAUUCGGCAUUGAAGCAGUCCUCUGCUAUUCGUCGCGAUCUGGACACAUUCGCGCAGUCUCCUGCUACAUCCUCACCUGCAUUACAAGGCCAGAUCGCAGCUUCACUUGCCUCCUUAUCGCGUACUGUCGAUGACUACUCAGCUCUAUCGAAGAAAGAAUUGAUACCCGAAAAACAACAGAAGGCGUUCGAGAGAGUAAAUAAUUUCCGGUCGGAGCUUGCAGAUUACCGACAGCAUUUUGAUCAGCUACGCAAAGAACGAGAGGAUGCCCAAUCCGUGACAAACCGUAAUGAACUACUUGGCCGACGUCCACAUCACACGGCGACCCCAGAGAACCCAUACGCCCAAUCUUCUCUUCCACAGUCGUCGGCUUUUGCUCCAUCUUCGUCCCGAGGGGGCCUCAGUUUUGGCGCUUCACCCGCAGAUUACAACCGUGAGACCCAUGCGCUUCGCGAGCAAUCUUUCUUGGCCAACACGAGCACACAACUCGAUGACUUCCUUGACCGGGGACGUGCUGUACUUGCAGAUCUGGGACAGCAGCGAGAGGUACUGAAGGGGACGCAGCGCCGGCUGUAUAGUGUCGCGAAUACUCUGGGAGUCAGCGGUGAAACUAUCCGAAAAGUGGAGCGACGGGCGAAGCAGGACAAGUGGAUUUUCUGGGGUGGCGUUGUGAUAUUCUUUCUCUUCUGCUGGGCUGUAUUGCACUUUUUGAGAUAGUUUAAGAUUUUUUGUUGGCCGUUGGUAUG
Aspergillus nomiae NRRL 13137 is the source of this 1325-nucleotide messenger RNA. Its product is annotated as dihydrolipoamide acetyltransferase component of pyruvate dehydrogenase. Gene Ontology annotation, cellular component: mitochondrial outer membrane. Gene Ontology annotation, molecular function: nascent polypeptide-associated complex binding. Lineage: Eukaryota; Fungi; Ascomycota; Eurotiomycetes; Eurotiales; Aspergillaceae. The record is from RefSeq and is a predicted model, not a curated record. The transcript has 7 exons. Bases 1 to 1296 code for a protein of 431 amino acids.